Aegilops tauschii subsp. strangulata is the source of this 1500-nucleotide messenger RNA. RefSeq lists its product as uncharacterized. NCBI's taxonomy places the organism in Eukaryota, Viridiplantae, Streptophyta, Magnoliopsida, Poales, Poaceae. The record is from RefSeq and is a predicted model, not a curated record.
GUAUGAAAAAAAACCUUUUAUCAAAUUACUCCGGAAAAAAGGAAUCCCGAUUGGCCUCUCGUCCUGCCCCCCAGGCCACAGAUCCCAGCCCUCGCCGCCGCCGCCGCCGCCGCCGAGUAGGUUGUUGCGCGCUGACGGCCACGCGCGGCGGGGGAGGUCGCCGCGUGUCUCGAAGAGGAGGCCGCCGUCGCAACUCCGGCCGUCUGCAAUUACCCCGGACGGCGGGGAGCCGCCGCCACGGGCUGCGACCAGGUGUUUUUGAACUUUCAGCUCACAAGUAGCCAGUCUUAUCGUUUUGCUGCUUGUGGAAGGAAGCUCCAGGUUACUGAUGCAAAUUAGAGGAUCUGACUCCUGAUUGGACAGACAUUUGUCUUAUUUGUCUCAUGUCAUCUACUUAAAUUGGACUGAACAAUCAGCACAGAGAUAUGGCAGAACCGUGGCCACCGUAUUCAUCAUCAUCUCGUGGGAAAAAGAAGCGACCACGCUCUCCUAAUGACGACGCCACAAGUUCACAAGGCAGAACCGAGAACAGCACAAGCCUUGAGGACAACCUUAUAUUCAGUGAUACUUUGAUAGCUCUACAGUUGAUGCGCACACAGUUCCCAAAGCUAGAGAAGGUUGUAACACAGCCUUUCAUUUUACAGUCCCAAUUGUAUAGCAGCGUGAAGGACAGGACACAAGUUGAUAGAGAUUUGGAGUCACUGAAGAAAGACAGAGUACUCCGUGUAUUCAAACUCAAUACUGGGCAGGAUGACCAUGCAAUCAUGUUCAUGGAUGAUUAUCUGAAACAGAUGGAAUCUGCUGUCAGGAGGUCAAAGGGUAAAAACCAAGAUUGCAGUGAAGUGUUUGAGUGGUUUGAGAAAUAUGUUCUGCCUUCGAAAUUGGAUGUUAGCAUAGAUCACCUAGAGCUGUGUUCACUGUUAUCACAUGGGGGUGAUGCAAGAGAUAAACAUAUCACCUUAUUGAUGAAUGCUGGUCUCCUAACACGCCAACUAAUAGAUCCAAACAUGUACUGGUUUUCUAUUCCAAGUAUUGGCCCUAUCUUGAAAGGCCUAACCCAGGGGAGGAAGGAAGUUCUUUCGUUAUUGAACCGUCGGAAGUACAAGGAGAUGCUACUAUCUUCACUGGAGAAGACGAGGUUAAGAUUAUCACCUCUUGACGUGCGGUUCCACCUCCGCGAUCUGAUUGGGUCUGGUCAGAUAAAGACGGUUCAAACAGCCACUGGCUUACUUGCUCGCGUGUCAACAGAUUGAUAAAUACACCUUUGGAUAAAAAAAGAAUCAACAGAUUUCGCUUCUUCUGAUAAGAAUAGUAUUUCCUGCUCAGGCAGCAAAAGUAGCCAGAGUUUAUUUUAUUGGUUCCUGCAUUCUUUAAGGUCAAUUAGUAGGGUGUAUUUUCUUUUCUGAGAGGUAUUAUGUUCUUGAUCUGAUUAAUGUUGUAUAGGAAUCAUGAUGAAAUACUAGAAAUUUUACGUACCGAAUGAAUUGUUUCCUGUGGAAA